CUCUCUCGGCCUCUUCCCACUGGUUGUUGACUCUUGUGCCUCACUUUCCCAAUCUCUUUUAUAUCCAACCACGAACAGAAUUGCAAGGAAUCCAAGUCCAAACAAGCAGCUGCCAUGAAACCACUUCAAAAUCCACUUCUUCUCAUUUUUCUCUACCUUUUCUCUCUUUCCUUGCACACAUCAACAACAUCAUCAGCAUCAGCUGCAACAGAAGCAGAAGCUCUCAUCAAAUGGAAAACCAGCCUAACCUUCCAUUCUCUCAAUUCAUGGUCCAUUGCCAACACCACCAAUCUCUGCCGUUGGAUCGGCAUCCGCUGCGACAACAAAUCUUCCACCGUCAUCGAAAUAAACCUCCCCAAAUCCAGUCUCACUGGCAUGCUCGAUGAAUUCGACUUCGCUUCCCUACCCAACCUCACCCGCCUCAACCUUAAUUUCAACAACCUCCAUGGUGGGAUCCCGGCCAACAUCUCUGCUCUCUCGAAACUCACCUACUUGGACCUCAGCAGCAACAACUUCACUGGACAAGUCCCGCCGGGUAUAGGAAGCCUCUCGGAGCUCAUCGAACUCCGUCUCUUCAACAACAGCCUCACAAGCCCGAUCCCACACCAGCUUCUCAGCCUCCAAAAGGUACGGCAUUUCGACCUCGGAUCAAACUUCUUAGAGUCCCCGGAUGCUUCGAAGGUCCCGAACAUGCCUUCUCUGAUGCACCUCUCGCUCUACCUCAAUGAGAUGGCGUCGGAAUUCCCACCGUUCAUUCUCAGUUGCAGGAAUCUGACAUACCUUGAUCUUUCACAAAAUAAGCUAACUGGUCACAUACCAGCAUCGCUGGUCACCAACCUAAGCAAGAUCGAAUACCUCAAUCUUACAGACAACUCGUUUAGUGGACCGAUUCCCACCGAUCUUUCUAAACUUCCUGGGCUCAAAGACCUCCGACUGGGGAAGAAUGGAUUCACCGGAACAAUCCCACCACAGCUGGGAUUGAUCUCGAAUCUCCGUAUCCUAGAACUUUAUGAAAACCCAUUAGGUGGGCAAAUUCCAUCUUCUCUAGGUCAGCUACGAUCACUUGAACGGCUUAGUCUCCACACUGAUGGCUUGAAUUCCACCAUCCCCUCCGAGCUUGGCUUGUGUACUAACCUUGUCUUCUUAGAUCUCUCUAUAAACAGCCUCACAGGCAUCUUGCCUCUUUCUCUAUCCAAUCUAACCAAGAUAUCUGAGCUCGGGAUCUCAAUCAAUAUGCUCUCAGGUGAGAUCUCACCGUACCUAAUCAUCAAUUGGACAGAGCUGAUCUCAUUGCAGUUACAGACCAAUGAUCUCACAGGAAGGAUCCCAGCUGAGAUUGGCGGAUUGAAGAAUCUCAGCUACCUUUACCUCUAUGGGAAUCGGCUUUCAGGUCCGAUCCCACCUGAGGUGGGGAAUUUAGAAAACAUGUUAGAAUUAGACCUUUCCAAUAACACGAUUACCGGUCAGAUCCCACCAAGUUUAGGAAACCUAAAACAGCUCCAGGUCUUGAAUCUCUUCUCCAACAAUCUCACAGGAAACCUCCCUCCCGAGAUAGGAAACAUGACUUCCCUACAACUCCUUGAUCUUAACGACAAUCGGUUGCACGGCCAGCUGCCAAAAACCAUCUCUAAGCUCGAAAACCUUCUUCUCUUCUACGUCUACACCAACAACUUCUCCGGCAGCAUUCCGGAAGAUUUUGGGCAGAACAGUGUCCUGGUCAAUGUCAGCUUCUCCAACAACAGCUUCUCCGGCAAACUGCCACCAUCGAUCUGCAGGGGACUCUCCCUCGUGUAUUUCACGGUGAAUGGAAAUAAUUUGUCAGGCCCAUUGCCAGAUUGCUUACGAAAUUGUUCGGAUUUAGUCAGAGUGCGGUUGGAAAGGAACCGUUUUACAGGGGACAUCUCAAAGGCAUUUGGAGUCCAUCAGAAACUAGUGUACAUCGAUCUCACCGGGAAUCAGUUAACAGGCGAGCUUUCACCCGAGUGGGGAGAAUGUAGCGCACUCACUUACUUGCAUAUAGCAGAAAACAGAAUUUCAGGCAGAAUUCCAAGAGAGCUUGGGAACCUUACUCAACUGCAAGAUCUGAGCCUUUCCUCAAAUCGUUUUACAGGAGCGAUCCCUCCUGAACUGGGUAACUUGAGUAUGCUAUUCAAUCUUAAUUUGAGCAACAACCAGAUAUUAGGCAAUAUCCCUUCCAAGAUUGCCGACUUAUCUGAGCUGCAAGAUCUCGAUUUGUCAGCAAACAUGAUUAACGGCAGUAUUCCUGAAGACCUUGGAGAUUUCAUUCGCUUAAUUAAUCUGAAUUUAAGCCAUAACCGAUUAUCAGGAGAGAUACCAUUUCAGCUCGGCAAUUUGGUUUCUUUGCAGUUACUUCUAGACCUCAGCAGCAAUUCACUCUCUGGGGCGAUCCCUCAGAACUUGGGGAAGCUAGCGUCGCUUGAAAAUCUGAAUCUCUCUCAUAACAAUCUCUCGGGCAGAAUUCCAUCGGCGUUGUCUGGGAUGAUUAGUCUACAAUCUGUCGACUUGUCAUAUAACAAGUUAGCGGGUCCCAUCCCAGCCACACAAGCAUUCCAAAAUGCUUCAUCAGACGCAUUCAUCGGGAACUCGGGCUUAUGCGGUAAUGAUGCCAAAGGAGUGCCCCCUUGUUCUACUACUUCCACCGGCAGUCGGAAACAGAAGAAUCAGAAGAAGAUCAUCAUACUCGUCGCUGUCCCAGUUGCCGCCAUUACAUUACUAGCUACUGCCAUCUUAGUACUCCUACUUCUAAGGAGGAAACCAGUGGAAUCAAUGGUCCAGAUUGAAAGUCCCGAGGAAGAGACAACCCAAGUCUUGAUAUGGGAAAGGGAAGGCCGAUUCACUUUCAAUGACAUCGUAAAAUCAACUGAGCAGUUCAACGAGCGGUACUGCAUUGGGAGAGGUGGGUUCGGGAGCGUCUACAAAGCAGAGCUACCAAGGGGCCAGAUCGUCGCGGUGAAGCGCCUCCACAUGUCGGACUCCGGCGAUGUACCGGCCCAUAACCUCAGGAGCUUCGAGAAUGAGAUCCGAACGUUGACGGAGAUCAGGCACCGUAACAUAGUCAAAUUGUACGGCUUCUGUUCGAGCAACGGGUGCAUGUACUUGGUGUACGAGUAUGUGGAGAAGGGUAGUUUGGGAAAAGUGCUAUAUGGAGAGGAAGGGAGUGGGAGGUUGGAUUGGGUUACGAGGGUGAAGGUCAUCCAAGGGCUGGCGCACGCUCUCUCCUAUCUGCACCAUGACUGCUCGCCUGCUAUUGUGCACCGGGACAUAUCGAUAAAUAACGUGCUGUUGGAGGCGGGAUUUGAACCUCGUGUAUCCGAUUUCGGAACUGCGAGGCUGCUGAGCGCUGAUUCCUCAAACUGGACUGCGGCUGCCGGGUCUUAUGGCUACAUGGCUCCAGAGCUUGCUUACAUGAUGAAGGUUACAGAGAAAUGCGAUGUAUAUAGUUUUGGUGUGGUAGCACUGGAGGUUUUGAUGGGUAAACACCCAGGGGAGCUCAUCACCUCACUAUCAUCAUCAUCAACAUCAUCCGAUGGCCAAGAUGUGUUGUUGAAAGAUGUACUGGAUCAACGUCUCCCACCCCCGACUGGCCAGCUGGCAGAGGAGGUGGUCUUCACGGUUAAGAUUGCCCUUGCAUGUAUACAGGCCGGGCCUGAGUUGCGGCCCACCAUGCGUUUCGUGGCGCAAGAGAUGUCGGCUCACACCCAGGCGUAUCUAUCUGAGCCCUUCCGUGCCAUUACCAUGAGCAAGCUGACCAGCUUCCAGAAGUAAGCCUGCAAACUCUCUUGGGUGCAACGAUCGAAAAUCUGUAAGGUCGCACCGUAUCGGUCCCGUAUACCCGUGUGGCCCAUAUCACAGCCCGUUUAGGGCCCGUAGAACUGAUACAGAAGCUGGUGAUGUGCAUUGUUAGUGAAAUCCUUAUUACAUAGUUCUAUAUUUUAUUUUCAUGAUUUAAUGUAAUAUAAUUUUCUAUUAGAAGGAAGUGUUUGGAUAAACAAACAAUUCAAAUUGAGAAUAUUUAGUUUGAUCAAUAUGAAAGGACAAUUAAUGAUGGCC
Messenger RNA from Magnolia sinica, 4071 nucleotides. Its product is annotated as MDIS1-interacting receptor like kinase 2-like. The transcript has 2 exons. Gene Ontology annotation, molecular function: protein kinase activity; protein binding; ATP binding. NCBI's taxonomy places the organism in Eukaryota, Viridiplantae, Streptophyta, Magnoliopsida, Magnoliales, Magnoliaceae. Gene Ontology annotation, biological process: protein phosphorylation. The record is from RefSeq and is a predicted model, not a curated record. The coding region runs from base 115 to 3786 and encodes 1223 amino acids.